GCGCUCCGGAGAGUUUUCCCUCCCCAGGCCCAGCUUUCUCAGGUUUGCCUUUUAAUUCCCGGGAUUUCCUGUUCCGGAGGCGCGGGUGGCACCUCUGCCUUGGUGGCUGUUAUAGUAACCAUUGAUGGCGGCGACUCCGGGACUCUUUAGGCUGUGAAGGAUGCAGGAAUGACUGAAUGAACCCAUAAUUUCAAGGAUCUAGUAACAUGCUGGAAGAGAUCAACAUGGAAGACAUACACGAUUGUCACAUGCAGCAGAUUCUGAACUUACAUCGGAAGUUGUAGCUUAUCUACAGGACACAUCGCAAUGCAAGGCAAUACGUGUCAUAGAAUGUCGUACCACCCAGGACGAGGGUGUCCCCGGGGACGAGGAGGACACGGAGCCAGACCCUCAGCACCAGCUUUCAGGCCCCAAAAUCUGAGGCUCCUUCAUCCCCAGCAGCCUCCUGCGCAGUAUCAAUAUGAGCCUCCGAGCGCCCCCUCUUCCUCGUACUCGAACUCUCAAGCCCCCAACUUUAUGCCCCCACGACCAGACUUUGUUCCUUACCCUCCGCCCGUAGCCCCGUCAGCGCAAGGCCCUCUCCCACCCUGCCCAGUUCGGCCGCCUUACCCCAACCACCAGAUGCGACACCCUUUCCCAGUGCCUCCCUGCUUUCCGCCCAUGCCCCCUCCAAUGCCUUGUCCCAAUAACCCCCCAGUCUCUGGAGCGCCCCCCGGACAAGGCACCUUCCCCUUCAUGGUCCCGCCCCCUUCCAUGCCCCACCCACCGCCCCCGCCCGUCAUGCCGCAGCAGGUCAAUUACCAGUACCCUCCCGGGUACUCGCACAGUUUCCCACCUCCCAGUUUCAACAGUUACCAGAACAGCUCCAGUUCUUUCCCACCCAGUGCUAACAACAGCAGCACUCCUCAUUUCCGACAUCUCCCGCCAUACUCACUCCCAAAGGCUCAGAGUGAGAGAAGGUCCCCAGAGAGGCUUAAGCACUACGACGACCACAGGCACCGAGAUCACGAUCACAGUCACGGGCGAGGGGAGCGCCACCGCUCCCUGGAGCGCAGGGAGCGCGGCCGCAGCCCCGAGAGGAGGAGACCCGACAGCCGCUACCGCUCCGAGUAUGACCGGGGGAGGACGCCGCCGCCGCCUCGCCACCGCAGCUACGAAAGGAGCAGAGAGCGGGAACGAGAGAGACACAGGCACCGGGAGAACCGCAGGUCGCCGUCUCUGGAAAGGUCCUACAAAAAAGAGUAUAAGAGAUCUGGAAGGAAUUAUGGUUUACCUGUUGCUCCUGAACCCGCUGGGUGCGCACCAGAAUCCCCUGGGGAGAUAAUUAAAACUACAGAUUCUUGGACCCCACCUCCAGAGAAUCUGAAUCAUCGUUCUCCAAGCAGGGAGAAGAAAAGGGCUCGUUGGGAGGAGGAGAAAGACAGAUGGAGUGACAGCCAGAGCUCCGGCAAGGAGAAGAACUAUACGUCCAUCAAAGAAAAGGAGCCAGAGGAGGCGCCUCCUGAGAAGGCCGAGGAGGAGGACGAAGAGCUCCUUAAGCCCGUGUGGGUCCGGUGCACACAUUCAGAAAGCUAUUACUCCAGUGACCCCAUGGAUCAGGUGGGAGACUCUACUGUCGUAGGAACAAGCAGACUCCGUGAUUUGUAUGACAAAUUUGAGGAAGAAUUGGGGAACAGGCAAGAGAAAGCCAAAGCCGCCCGGCCUCCGUGGGAGCCUCCGAAGACAAAGCUAGAUGAAGAUUUAGAGAGUUCCAGCGAAUCUGAGUGUGAGACGGACGAGGAUAGCACCUGUUCAAGCAGCUCAGACUCCGAGGUGUUCGACGUCAUUGCAGAGAUUAAACGCAAAAAGGCUCACCCCGACCGGCUUCACGACGAGCUCUGGUACAACGACCCGGGCCAGAUGAACGAUGGACCACUUUGCAAGUGUAGUGCGAAAGCAAGACGCACGGGAAUUCGGCACAGCAUUUAUCCCGGAGAAGAGGCAAUCAAGCCCUGCCGUCCGAUGACCAACAACGCUGGACGGCUUUUCCACUAUCGGAUCACCGUCUCCCCUCCUACCAACUUUUUAACUGACAGGCCAACAGUCAUAGAAUAUGAUGAUCAUGAGUAUAUCUUUGAAGGAUUUUCUAUGUUUGCACAUGCCCCUCUGACCAAUAUCCCACUGUGUAAAGUAAUUCGAUUCAACAUAGACUACACGAUUCACUUUAUUGAAGAGAUGAUGCCUGAGAAUUUUUGUGUGAAAGGACUUGAACUGUUUUCAUUGUUCCUAUUCAGAGAUAUUUUGGAAUUAUAUGACUGGAAUCUUAAAGGUCCUUUGUUUGAAGACAGCCCUCCCUGCUGUCCGAGGUUUCAUUUCAUGCCACGUUUCGUAAGAUUUCUUCCAGAUGGAGGCAAAGAAGUGCUGUCAAUGCACCAGAUUCUCCUCUACCUGCUCCGGUGCAGCAAAGCUUUGGUACCCGAGGAGGAGAUCGCCAAUAUGCUGCAGUGGGAGGAGCUUGAGUGGCAGAAGUAUGCGGAAGAGUGCAAAGGCAUGAUCGUGACCAACCCUGGGACGAAACCAAGCUCUGUCCGCAUUGAUCAGCUGGAUCGUGAACAGUUCAACCUUGAAGUGAUCACUUUUCCAAUUAUCGUUCACUUUGGGAUCCGCCCUGCACAGUUGAGUUAUGCAGGAGACCCACAGUACCAGAAAUUAUGGAAAAGCUAUGUGAAACUUCGCCACCUCCUAGCAAACAGCCCCAAAGUCAAACAAACUGACAAGCAGAAGCUGGCUCAGAGGGAGGAAGCGCUCCAGAAAAUACGGCAGAAGAACACGAUGCGGCGAGAAGUCACCGUGGAGCUGAGUAGCCAAGGAUUCUGGAAAACUGGCAUUCGUUCUGAUGUCUGUCAGCAUGCAAUGAUGCUGCCUGUUCUGACCCAUCACAUCCGAUACCAUCAGUGCUUAAUGCACUUGGACAAGUUGAUAGGAUAUACUUUCCAAGACCGUUGUCUGCUCCAGCUGGCCAUGACUCAUCCGAGCCAUCAUUUAAAUUUUGGAAUGAAUCCUGAUCAUGCCAGGAAUUCGUUGUCUAACUGUGGAAUUCGACAGCCCAAAUACGGAGACAGAAAAGUCCAUCACAUGCACAUGCGGAAGAAAGGAAUUAACACCCUAAUAAAUAUCAUGUCACGCCUCGGCCAAGAUGACCCAACUCCUUCAAGGAUUAAUCACAAUGAAAGGUUGGAGUUCCUGGGAGAUGCUGUUGUUGAGUUUCUGACCAGUGUCCACCUGUACUAUUUGUUUCCAAGCUUGGAGGAAGGGGGCUUGGCCACUUAUCGGACUGCCAUCGUUCAGAAUCAGCACCUCGCCAUGCUUGCAAAGAAACUUGAACUGGAUCGAUUUAUGCUGUAUGCCCAUGGGCCGGACCUAUGUAGAGAAUCAGAUCUCCGCCAUGCCAUGGCCAAUUGUUUCGAAGCAUUGAUAGGAGCUGUUUACCUGGAGGGAAGCCUGGAGGAGGCGAAGCAGUUGUUCGGACGCUUGCUCUUUAACGAUCCGGACCUGCGAGAAGUCUGGCUCAAUUAUCCUCUCCACCCACUCCAACUACAAGAGCCGAAUACGGAUCGACAGCUUAUUGAAACGUCCCCAGUUCUACAGAAACUCACCGAGUUCGAAGACGCAAUUGGCGUGAUCUUCACUCAUGUGCGGCUCCUGGCGCGGGCGUUCACCCUGAGAACCGUGGGCUUUAACCACCUGACCCUAGGCCACAAUCAGAGGAUGGAAUUUCUAGGUGACUCCAUAAUGCAGCUGGUAGCCACGGAGUACUUGUUCAUUCAUUUCCCAGACCACCAUGAAGGCCAUUUGACGUUGUUACGAAGUUCCUUAGUGAACAACAGAACUCAAGCCAAGGUAGCAGAGGAGCUGGGUAUGCAAGAGUACGCCAUCACCAACGACAAAACCAAGAGACCUGUGGCCCUGAGAACCAAGACUCUGGCAGACCUUUUGGAAUCAUUUAUUGCAGCGCUGUACAUUGACAAGGACUUGGAAUAUGUUCACACUUUCAUGAACGUCUGCUUCUUUCCACGGCUGAAGGAGUUCAUCCUGAAUCAGGAUUGGAAUGACCCCAAGUCGCAGCUGCAGCAGUGCUGCCUGACCCUGAGGACAGAAGGGAAGGAGCCGGACAUCCCCUUAUACAAGACUCUGCAGACAGUGGGGCCAUCGCACGCGAGAACCUACACUGUGGCUGUUUAUUUCAAGGGAGAAAGGAUAGGCUGUGGGAAAGGACCGAGCAUUCAGCAGGCAGAAAUGGGAGCAGCCAUGGAUGCCCUUGAUAAAUAUAACUUUCCCCAGAUGGCUCAUCAGAAGCGGUUCAUUGAACGGAAAUACAGACAAGAGCUAAAAGAGAUGAGGUGGGAAAGAGAGCAUCAGGAGAGAGAGCCGGAGGAGGCUGAAGACGUCAAGAAGUGAGGGAGGCGUGGAAAAGGUGCCACCUUGGCUUCUGAAGAACUGUGACUGCGGCCCAUCGAGACCCAGCCUGGUUUUCCUACAGACGGUGAAUGAAGUAUGCCCACUGAAAUAAAACUCAGAGCCACGCUGCUGCUGUUGUCUUAAUGAUUGAACGUUCUGUUUGUAGCUGGAUGGUCUUUGUUACAGAGUAUUCGAGUCCUGUUUAGUGGACACGGAUUAUCCCCUUUAUUUUGCUCUUUAAAGAAUAAAAUCCAGGCAGGCAUAUCCUAUGGAGUGGUUGCUGUUUGCUGUUUCAGACUGUCAGCGGAUAGGGGACACACUCACUUUACCAGGUAUUUUUGGUAUUUGUUACUCCUGCCUGUGGUAACAGCUUUACUCUUGAAAUAUGUAUUAUUGGUCACAUUUUUCGGCUUUCAUCUGUGCUGAUCCUGAAGCUAACCCAUUCCAAGCAGUGCACUGAGUCCUGUGUAAGAGAAUCCUGUUACUCUAUCCAGUUACUCUGGCGGGAGAAGGACUCAGUCAGAGUCCUACAUAUUCUCUGAGUCGUCAGAAUAGGCAAGACGUUGUUGUGCUGAGUUAGAACAUUCUCUGAAACAGCUGCGUGCUCUCUCUCUCUCUCUCUCUCUCUCUCUCUCUCUUCUGGGGUUUAGAGAGACUUUGGGGGUGUUUCAGAGUCUCCUGAAGUUGUAUUUAAUUUUUUGCGUGUAGAGGAUGGGUACAAAGGGCUGGGAGUCGGGAGGAAAAGUUCUCGUAGCCCUAAGCAGCUUCUCUGUGGUCCCCCAGUAAAGAGACAGGACGUUUUUUAAGUUAUUUUACACUGAACAUCAGAGGUUUCUUAUUAAUAAAAGCAAAACUUGUAAGACA
Molecule: messenger RNA, 5301 nt
Organism: Apodemus sylvaticus (European woodmouse)
Lineage: Eukaryota; Metazoa; Chordata; Mammalia; Rodentia; Muridae
Gene: Drosha
Product: drosha ribonuclease III
Exons: 35
Coding region: 307-4437 (1376 amino acids)
Biological process (GO): pre-miRNA processing; rRNA processing; regulation of gene expression
Cellular component (GO): nucleus
Molecular function (GO): ribonuclease III activity; double-stranded RNA binding
Source: RefSeq, a predicted model, not a curated record